This is a messenger RNA of Argentina anserina (silverweed cinquefoil), 1602 nucleotides long. RefSeq lists its product as uncharacterized. The coding region runs from base 13 to 1602 and encodes 529 amino acids. NCBI's taxonomy places the organism in Eukaryota, Viridiplantae, Streptophyta, Magnoliopsida, Rosales, Rosaceae. The record is from RefSeq and is a predicted model, not a curated record. The transcript has 5 exons.
AAGAAGCAGUUGAUGCUCAAAGACUAUCUGAUAGACGAUCUGAGCUCCUGCUCAUCCAGCGGCUUCAAAUCCUUCCCACGCCGCCAAUGCUGCACAACCUUAAGAUUUCUCCUCGAAAUCGACCUCAAAUCCUCCUCCCGGCCACAACUGCCGCCCCAGCGGUCCAUUCAAAACCACAAUAACCUCAAGAGUCAGAAUCCAAAGCAAUUACUCCGACGGAGCCGCUCCAGAGCCGCCGCUUCCAACACCUUCUCCGCUCUCCAAAGAGCUUCCGGCGCCGUCAUCAACGCCUUCAGAAACUUGCAGUUUCACUCUGUCAAGUCCACUUCAUCGUCUGUACAAAGCAGUGCUCGAAAAGGAGGACUAGUUUUGCUUCUGCCUCGCAGCAUUUCCCGGCGUUUGUGGAGGAAGAACUUCCAGACAAAAGUAGAAGAAGAGAAGGACGUGGGAAGGUGGAGAUCAUUCCGAGAACUUCUGCAGGAGAAAGAUACGCCGUCCGAUGAGACCACAGCCAGUACAGAAAGUACCGACAGUAAAAGCAACAGUAACAGUUGGGGGGAGAGUGAGUUUAGUUUGAACUCGGAGAGUUCAAUCGGUAGCCACGUGUCGACGGAAGGUAAAAGUUGUUCACCAGAAAAUAAGAAAAUCAGCGCAAGAGUUGGCGUAACAGCCGGUGAGGAUUCCAUUGAAACACCAACCACCGGCACCUCCAGCAGCUCACCUCAUAACACAAAGACUCUAGAGUACCAUACAUACGUAGCUCGUAGAACUGCAAGGAAGAGGCUAGCUGGCUGUGGGGGCUUGGAAAAUUGCGAUUGCAUGCGUUUCUCACUAACGGGGCGUUUAAGUGGGAAUGGCGCGGUUGGUGCGCGUAGUAAAGCGACUAAAGGCAGGUCCCAUGGGGGUAGUUUUGGUAAUUCAAUGGCGGUCGUCGAUGACAAGGAGGUGUUGAGAGCUGAGGGUUUGGAGUGGCUGAACAAAGAGGAGGAGAAGGAACAAUUUAGUCCCGUUUCGGUGCUCGACAGACCAUUUGAAGAUGAAGACGAUGAGAGUAGCAGUAGCAGCCCUCCUUUUCGAUGUAGACUUGCUCGAAUGGAAGGUACACAGCUCAUGCAGAAAAUCAGACGAUUCGAGAACCUCGCUAAACUGGAGCCAAUCAACUUGGAAAGACGAAUGGUAAUGUCAGAGGUCGACGAUGAAGAUGAACGAGAUAACAAAACGGCAGAGAAGGCCGGAAAGCUAGUGAAGCAGUUUAUCAUCGAAACAAGUAGUUAUGUGCUAUCAAAUGGUUUAGUGUAUAUGAAGGCAGAUAAGCUACCGGUGGAUUUGUUCAUGGAGAGGAGUACUGUGAAAGACAGCGAGAAAAAUGUGGUGAUGGAAGAGGUAUUGAAGGUAGCAGAGGAGUGGGUGAAUGGAGAGUCACACAUGUUGUCGAGUUGGGAGGUCGAAAAUGGCAGACAAGUUUAUGUUAAUGAUAUGGACAAUAAGUACUGUGGGAAGUGGAUGCAAUUGGAUGAACAAGAAAAAGAGGUGGGUUUGGAGUUGGAGGUUGAGGUAUGGAAUUUUUUGCUCGACGAAUUCCUGCUUGAUCUAGUUAGCUAG